Agelaius phoeniceus (red-winged blackbird) is the source of this 2315-nucleotide messenger RNA. It is a transcript of the gene ADORA2B, whose product is annotated as adenosine A2b receptor. The record is from RefSeq and is a predicted model, not a curated record. Gene Ontology annotation, molecular function: G protein-coupled adenosine receptor activity. Gene Ontology annotation, cellular component: plasma membrane. NCBI's taxonomy places the organism in Eukaryota, Metazoa, Chordata, Aves, Passeriformes, Icteridae. Gene Ontology annotation, biological process: adenylate cyclase-activating G protein-coupled receptor signaling pathway; G protein-coupled adenosine receptor signaling pathway; vasodilation.
CCCGGGGCUCGCCGCGCCCCUCCGGCCCCCCAGGGCCGCGGGGAGCCCGGACAUGGGCGUUCGGCUGCCCCGGGGCGUGUUGGUACCUGCGGGAGGGCGCCCGGCGGAAAGUCCCUGCUUCCCAUGAGCAGCGCCUGCUCCCGGCGCUGGGCGCUCGCCAUGGACACUAUGAAAACCACCUACAUCGUGCUGGAGCUCAUCAUCGCCGUGCUCUCCAUCGCUGGCAACGUGCUGGUCUGCUGGGCCGUGGCCAUCAACAGCACCUUGAAGAACGCCACCAACUAUUUCCUGGUGUCGCUGGCCGUGGCCGAUAUCGCCGUGGGGUUGUUGGCCAUCCCCUUCGCCAUCACCAUCAGCAUCGGCUUCCAGGUGGAUUUUCACAGCUGCCUCUUCUUCGCCUGCUUCGUGCUGGUGCUGACCCAAAGCUCCAUUUUCAGCCUGCUGGCGGUGGCCAUCGACAGGUACCUGGCUAUCAAGAUCCCACUGAGGUACAACAGCCUGGUGACCGGCAAGCGGGCGAGGGGACUCAUCGCAGUGCUGUGGCUGCUGUCCUUUGGGAUUGGACUGACCCCUCUGAUGGGCUGGAAUAAAGCCAUGAGUGGCUGUCCCAACGCCACCAACGAGACAGGCACAGAGCCCCAGGGCUGCUUCAUCUCGUGCCUCUUUGAGAACGUGGUGACCAUGAGCUACAUGGUCUACUUCAACUUCUUUGGCUGCGUGCUGCUCCCGCUCGUCAUCAUGCUGGGGAUCUACAUCAAGAUAUUCAUGGUGGCCUGCAAGCAGCUGCACCAGAUCGAGCUGAUGGGCAACUCCAGGACCACCCUGCAGAAGGAGGUGCACGCAGCCAAGUCUCUGGCCAUCAUCGUGGGCCUCUUUGCCUUCUGCUGGCUGCCCCUGCACAUCCUGAACUGCAUCACGCACUUCCACGAGGGCUUCUCCAGCUCCAAGCCCGAGUGGGUGAUGUACGUGGCCAUCAUCCUGUCCCACGCCAACUCCGUCAUCAACCCCAUCAUCUACGCCUACAGGAUCCGGGAUUUCCGCUGCACCUUCCGCAAGAUCCUCUCCAAGAUCCUCUGCAAGGCCCAGGAGCUCCCCAAGUGUCCCUCGGAGCACAACCAGCACCUGACUGCCAUCAACAUCAGCUCCCCCGCGGCCUCGGUGACCGUGUGAGCCCGGCCCUGCUGCCCUGGCACUGCCUGCCCUGCCCUGCCCUGCCAGCAGGGCUCAGACAUGACCACUAUGGACCCGUGCAGCUCUGGUUUUAUUUUUAUUUUUAUUUUUGUAAUUAACGUCAUGCCUGGUAGAGGAGUGACCUGAGCGGGGACACUGAGUGCAGCUCGCCCUCCUCUGUAGCCCCUGGGGCUGUGAUCCCCUUGUGUUUCCUUUCCAGGUGUUUCCUUUCCAGGCUGGACACUGACUGGGGAAGACUCACCUGCUGGGGGGGUGUUUCCCCAAUUGUGCUGCUCAUGUCAAGUCAUAGGAUCUUUAUUUUAAUUAUUAUUAUUAUUAUUAUUUUUUAAUAUUUGGAUUCAUUUAGGAGUAAUAAUUUUGUGUCUGUUUUUUGAGUUGUUCUCCAAGUUCAUACUUGACAGCACUUUGGUAAUACCCUAAUUAUUCCAUCAAUUGUUUGAUGCAGCUUGUAUUCUCUGAUGGGAAAAAGUCUUACUUAGCCCAGUUGCUGGUGUGAAACUGAAUCUGUGUUCCAGGCACUCAGGGGAGGGACUGUGAGGAUGGGAAAACCAGGUCAGGACUGGCCAGCCCAGCAUGGAAGCCCCAUUUGGUGAAAGAUUUGAGAAAAGACUUGACCAAGGUUUUAGUGCAGAGGUUUCACUGCCUUGAAAUCACCUUGGCUCACAGGGCUGUGCAGCCCAGGUUUGCUUCCAGAUCUGUUUGCAGCUAUCAAAGUGAGGAGGCAGAAGUGCCCCAAUGGUCUGAACCAGAGCCACCAAGGCCAGUGUCACUCUGCCUUGGGGACAUGAGCUCCACAAUUGGGUUUUUGCUCUGCCAGCCUUGCAGAGCUUCCACAAGUACAGGUUUUAGCUGUGAGAGGUGGAUGCUGCAGCUCCCUGACUCCUAAGGCUUGGUCUGGCUGGGACACCCCUGCAGCCCUGAAGCCCCCAGAAGCUGUGAAUGCUUUAUUGUCCCCCCAAUAGUAAUUUUCAUAUUUCUAUCCGUGAAAAAUUGUACUUGAAUCACACAGAAAUCAACUCUAUAUUUUUUAACAUUCUGUUGCACUAAAAGGGGGGUACAAGACCCCAAGAGUUUAACUUCUCUGGCAUAUGUAAUGACAAAUACAGUGUAAAAUCAAUUGAAAA